Acanthaster planci (crown-of-thorns starfish) is the source of this 2096-nucleotide messenger RNA. Its product is annotated as phospholipid phosphatase 5-like. Gene Ontology annotation, biological process: phospholipid dephosphorylation; phospholipid metabolic process. The record is from RefSeq and is a predicted model, not a curated record. Gene Ontology annotation, molecular function: phosphatidate phosphatase activity. Gene Ontology annotation, cellular component: membrane. NCBI's taxonomy places the organism in Eukaryota, Metazoa, Echinodermata, Asteroidea, Valvatida, Acanthasteridae.
GUUGCCUUGUGAAACGUGGAUCAGACAUAGACAGCUAGCUGUGAAGACGCUGGAUUUUCUGCGUGUUCCGUCUACAUCCUAACAUAUUUGUGCCCAUUUCUGCCAGAACUUUACUCAUUCCUGUUAAAAAAGUAAAACCUGGUCAACCGAAGGGUCCGAUACGUAGACAACUCAUCCUGAACUCACCACCUGAUGGCCUGGCGAUGUAUAAUCAAACCAUCGGCUGUCAAAAUGAUGAUAGAGAUACUGGUCCGUCUAGUGCUCUCUGCAAUAUUCCUGGUCACCGAAGAGAUGGAGCCAUUUCAUCGCAUCAUUCAGCCAGAAGAGAUGUGGCUGUACAGGAAUCCCGUCACGGACAGCUACACGACAACACCCAUGCUUUUUACAAUCAUUUCACUUGUGCCAGCAGUAGUCAUUACAACAUUUGCCAUCAUCAAACAGGAUAAAAAGGACACACAGCAGGCUGUUUUAGCCGUUACGUUGGCCCUUGCCUUGAAUGGUGUCGUCACAAAUUCCGUCAAGCUGACCGUAGGGAGGCCAAGACCAGAUUUCUUCUGGCGUUGCUUCCCCGACGGAAAGAGCACGCUCGACAUGAAGUGCACCGGAAAUCCCGACACCAUCAAAGAAGGAAGGAAAAGUUUCCCAAGCGGCCAUUCCUCUUUUGCUUUUGCGGGACUGGGAUUCACAGCCCUGUACCUCGCUGGAAAACUGCGCUGCUUCGAAUCCCAAGGCAGGGGGAGUUCUUGGAGGCUGUGCCUCUCCGGAACACCGAUGCUGGCUGCGACGCUGAUUGCCCUGUCCAGAACAGCAGACUACCACCAUCACUGGCAAGACGUCCUGAUCGGCUCCCUGCUCGGUUUAAGCAUCGCAUUCAUGUGCUACCGUCAACACUUCCCGCCCAUAGCCCAUGCCAACUGCGACAGGUGCUACGCGUCUCUGACACCGUACGCGACCCUGCCAACUUUCAGCGACUCAACAAACUCGGAUUUUGAGCUCAACGGGAUUGCAUCCACCCUACCAAUGGAUUCAGACAACUCUGUGAAGCAGGUUUGAUGUGACUGGAUAAGUUGAUACCUUUAUAUUGUUUUUUUUUUUCGGAAGUUUUUGCUAACCCCCAAAGGGGGUGGGGCAAAGUUUCCUUAAAGAUGAUGAUAUCGCAGUUACUCAAGCAGUGGGUUUGGGAAGGCAGAGGUCUAUGCUGACCCACAUGAUCUUUUGACCUUUUUUUUGAAGUCUUCAGCUCUGUUGAGAACGCACGUCUGUGCGCAGCAACUUCAGUGUAAAUUUAUGGCAAAAGCGCAUCAAAUACUGUGCCCUCUGUCAUUUUGAAUUGUAAUGAAACGUUUGAGAGACCUGUCUUUCUUUGUAUCAUGCACCCUGAGGUACGCAUCGUAUUCAAAUACACCAAGGCCUCUCUGUAUCUGCCAACUACUGCACAGUCGCCUGGUGUUGGCCAUCUCAUGGAAUUGAUGCUAGCACGGGCACAGAGGGAAACUAAAUUUUGAAGUGGAAUAACAUCCAGGUCAAUUUCCAUGAUUCCUAACAUGACUGAAGCGUGGGGGUGGUGCAAGUCAUCACCUGAAGACAAUUCCACCCGGGCAUUGUCCUGGGAUACAGUGAAUUUUGAUAACAGGUUUUGUAGGUGAAGUCUGAGAGAGUCUGGUGCCAGGUCCCAAGAGUGGUGCUAAGAGAUACAUGUACAUGUAUUCCUUGGGAUUAGACCAGAACCAAAGCUGCAAGAAGGAUUCAAGCCCGUUGUUAAAAUGUGGCCGCCGAUGCUUUCAGAGGUGCAUGGCUGCAGCCUUCAGCAGAUAGUUACGUCAAAGAACCCUUUGGGUAAGCUGCUGAAUCCCGGAGAUAGAGUGUGUCAAGUGUGACCAUGUCACGGCAGGGGUUAAGGUGAACCCCCUGCCGGUAUUACGUAAUGUGUACUGAGUCACCAUCCCCGCUCAGUGGACGACUCUGUCCCAAUUUACAGCUGUCUGUGGCCUGGUCAAGAACUCGGUAGCAUGUCUGCUGUGCUCGUCAUGUUUGGAAAAUUCCAGACCAGCUCCAGAAAAUUGGGGAAGUCUACAUUUUUUCCUGUUCUUGUAUUU